Messenger RNA from Vitrella brassicaformis, 2770 nucleotides. The record is from the annotation of a GenBank genome assembly. Lineage: Eukaryota; Vitrellaceae.
CUCUACGAUAGAUAUUGUCCGUACACACACGGCACGGCACGCCCAUGCAUACGUCCGUGAGCAUGCGGUCAUCCCACGCAUCCCCCCGCACACCCAACCCACCCACGCCCCAUUUCUGUAUGUCUGUCUGUCUCGGCUGUCUAUCUACUUGGGUCCAUCCAUUUCUCGCUGCCUCCAUCUCUCACUUUUGUAUGUAUGUAUGUGUGUAGCGGCACCUGGUACAUACGAGAAGAGGUCACUCACCUGAGGUGGAUGCCUGCGCUGCAUGCCUCGUGCAGCUCCUCGUGCAGCUCGCGACGCGACGUGCGGCUGCAUACACACCACAGGACAGACAGACAGCACAGUGAGAAGCCACUGCAUGUGAGUGCGGUGCCGUCCGACAUACAUGAAGUGCUCGUAGCAGAGGAGCGAGCUGCACGUAUCGACACACACACAGGGGGAGAACGCAGACGAUGAGCGGAUGGCAACUUGCUUAUCCUUCUGUCUGUCUGUCUGUCUGUCUGUAUGCGUGUGUGAGUGUGUAUGUGUCAUCGGUAGGCUACUUUUUGAGCACGUGCUUGAAGAACGGAUCUGAACACAAACAUACACAACUCGUGUGCGGGUGUGGUGUGUUUGUGUUUCCGUGUCUCUCCCUCUCCUCCCUGCCUCUCUCUCUUACGCCGGAGUGCCUCGGCGCCGAAGAUGCGCUCAUACGGAUUCAGGCACAACAUCCUGCACACACACACCGCCACACAGACAGACCCGCGGAACCCCAUCUCGCCACGAGCGCCAUAGAUCCGUCCGUAUGUGCAUUGGGGUGUGUCUCUUCUCUUGCUCACUCACUUGCUGAGCAGGUCUACGGCCAUGGCUUCAGUCAUGUCAUCCAUGUCCUGGCGGGGCGGCACCGCCUCGCGCAACACAUCCACCAACGCACGCUCGGGCGCCUCCCCAAACUGCAGCGUCUGCACCACCUGCACACACAACACAACACACGGCACACUCAAAGAGACAACAUCCAGCCGCCCUCCCCUCACCUCGUAGUUUGGGAGUGUGUCGACGCCCGCCCAUGUGGAAGGGCUGGGCUUGCCCAUGACGCGGCACACCUCGGACAGCGUACCGUCGUUGCUAUUGCCCUUCCCCCCAAACAGACGACGGCCCGUCAGCAGCUCGCCGAAGAUGCAACCCACCGCCCAGAUGUCCACCUGACCGAUGCAAUCAAUGCAUAUGAAUGAAUGGACGCACGCAUAACAUAAUCGCUCGUGUGAGCAGACGGCUUUGUGUAUUUAUUGUAUGUAUGUAUGUAUGUUUGUUGUGUCUGUAACCGUACCGCCCAGAAGUGGUCCUUCUGGUAGAGCAGAAGCUCGGGGCUGCAGUACAUGGGGGUGCCUGACGGUACGGUGGACGGACAGGACACAUAGAGGCAAUACAAUUCAGCCUGUGUGUGUUGUAUAUUGCGUGCGGUGUGGUGUGGCGACGUCCAUGUGAUGUCCGCACGGACCGACGUAUUUGGGUUUGCGCGGCUUCUUGGACGGGUCGCACGGGGUCGGCUGCACCAUCCUGACACACACAGGGAGAGAGAGAGAGAAACGGACCAAGGUGGCUAUGGUGGGUAUGUGGGUGUUGCUGAGGCUCACCCGAAGUCGCAGAUUCUGACAUAGUGGACGUCGUGUGACCGUCCGUGCUGGUCCAGCUUCAGCAGAAUGUUGGAGGGCUUCAAAUCACAAUGCAUCACUGCACAGAAACACACACAGCUGGGAGCCUCCGCAACGCAAGAGCGUUCGCCUCGUUAGUCCCCACCUUCCUUUCCCCCGCAACCGCCCCUACAAAUACCAACAAGCAAACAACACACAGACAAGAAGAAGUCCCCCAGACCACUCUCUCUCUCUGUGCCUGCGUGUGUCAGUGUGGGUAUUGGUGCACUUACGAGUGUAGGUGUGUGACGCCGAGCAGCACCUGGUAGAGGAUCUCUGCCACCUGUCGGAUGGGCAUCUGCUGUCGGUUGUGGUGGAUGUAGGAAUGGUAGUAGCUGUCCAGCGUCACGUCACCCAACUCUACACACACACCACACACACACACGUCCACGCGUGGAAACAAUGCCCUCAGCCUGGCUGCAGAGGUGGUGUGUCAGUGGUACCUAGAGUGUCAGUGGUACCUAGAAUGAGGAAUGCAGUGUUGUCCUGGUCGAUGUGUGUGCCGAAGAGCUUGACGAUGUUGGGGUGCCAGGCCAUGGCGAGCGUCGAGAUCUCCAGGUAUGUGUCGGGCGACAACGGCCGCACCACACCACCUCCACCCAACGAGCUACUCUUGCAUCCUAUCUGCACACACAUCCAUCCAUCCAACCACCACCCGCAGUAAGUAAGGGCCAGAAUGACCUGCCACGCAGCGCAGCCCUAUGUACGUACCCGUUUGAUGGCGUAGUGUCCCGCCUGUAUGUCCAUGUCGAGCUCCCUCUUGAUCUGCCCAGCCGCCUCCCUCGUCAGAAACCCAGAAAACACAGACCCAUAGGUGCCGCUGCCCUGUUCAUAAGGAUAAUUAACCAUACACAGCACCCAUCUGAUCGGUGCGGGAUCUUUCUACGUCCGCCGGCUUAUCUGCCUUCUUUCCCGUUCCUUACCAGCCGAGUGAGGUGUGUGAAGCGGCCAAGGAAGCCCGUGGAUGUGUCCGGAGGCCCCGGAGGCGGAGGCGCGUCCAUGUCCACAUCAACGGGGUCUGCGGCGCCAGGCGAAGGACCAGCCCGACGAUGACGGCCACGGCCUGCCAUCGGGGCAAAAGGGCGCAUCUUGGCUGCUCA